Messenger RNA from Syzygium oleosum, 2417 nucleotides. Its product is annotated as MDIS1-interacting receptor like kinase 2-like. NCBI's taxonomy places the organism in Eukaryota, Viridiplantae, Streptophyta, Magnoliopsida, Myrtales, Myrtaceae. The record is from RefSeq and is a predicted model, not a curated record. Gene Ontology annotation, biological process: protein phosphorylation. Gene Ontology annotation, molecular function: protein binding; protein kinase activity; ATP binding. The transcript is spliced from 2 exons. Bases 134 to 2224 code for a protein of 696 amino acids.
UUCGCUUCAUGGCCCUAUCCCUCCGACUCUAGCGAAAUUGAGGAACUUGACUCAUCUCUAUUUGCAAGGAAAUGCCUUCAACGGAUCUAUUCCUCCGGAAAUAGGGAACUUGACAGACUUGGCAUAUCUGAGUAUGGAAGAGAAUACAUUCAGUGGAUGUAUCCCUUCAGAAAUAGGAUUCUUAACGGGUCUCACUCAUCUAGAUUUGAGCUUUAACAACUUCUCAGGAAAAAUCCCCCAAGAACUUGGGAGUUUGGUCAUGUUAACCUAUCUCAAUCUUCAAAACAAUUCUCUUCACGGUUCAGUUCCCAAUUUCAAAAAGCUUUCCAAAUUGGAUCACAUCGACUUAUCGUACAAUCAUCUUACAGGAAAUGUUCCACAAAAUCUGUUCAAUGCUCGUUAUACAUCUUUCAAAGGCAAUGAAGUUUUGGAAUAUACUGCCAUGGAAGCAGAGGCAAAUGCUCUUCGUCGGAGUGGGUGGUGGCCUUACCCCCUUACAAGUAACGUUUCCUUAGCAUAUUGCAUGUGGCCUGGCAUUUCAUGCGACCAUUCCGGAAGCGUUGUCAAGAUAAACAUAACACAACGAGGCCAAUACGACUACAUGGUCGCACUUGAUUUGAGCAGCAUGAAUUUCUCGCUGCUCUCGAAUCUGGCCUUUCUUAGGGUGCAUCAUGAUAAUUUGGGUAAUAUCUUUCCCCUUCAAAUAUGUGCACUCCCAAAGCUCUGGCACCUCAACUUGUCCCACAAUCAGCUAACCGGUGAGUUCCCUCUUUGUCUCCAAAACCUCACCAUGUUAGAAGUAAUUGACAUUCAUAGUAAUUACAUUUAUGGUUCAAUCCCCCCCGAAUUGGGAAAUCUAAAUAGUCUUAGAUACCUGGAUCUGAGUUCCAAUUCGUUUUGGGGGAUGAUCCCUCCGACUCUUGGUCACAUAGAUUACAUUGACUUGUCAUACAAUUAUCUCACGGGAAAAAUUCCAAAUAAUCUGGCCCAUGUUCCUUAUGGAGCUUUCAUAGGCAAUGAAGGUUUGGAAAAGAUUGAUGGUUCGGAAAAGAUUGAUGGUUCCAGAAGAAUGUUUAGGGUUGUGCUUAUGACAAUACUUAUACCACUGACGGCUAUAACAUUCAUUUUCUAUUUUGUUUUGCGCCCUCCAAUCAUAUUUCGACGUAGAAAGAAGAGCAUGCAAUCAGAGACAAUGGAAAAAAAUGGAGAUUUCUUGUCAAUAUGGAAUUAUGAUGGGAGAAUUGCAUAUGAAGACAUAAUCAAUGCAACAGAAGACUUUGAUAUCAAAUAUUGCAUUGGAACUGGUGGAUACGGUAGUGUCUAUAGAGCACAAUUGCCCAACGGGAAAAUCGUGGCACUAAAGAAACUUCACCAUCUUGAAUCAGAGGACCCAUCUUUCGACAAGAGCUUCCGAAAUGAAGUGAAGCACUUGACAGAAGUACGACAUAGAAGCAUAAUUAAGCUCUAUGGAUUUUGCUUACACGAGCGAUGCAUGUUCUUGAUUUAUGAGUACAUGGAAAGGGGAAGUCUAUUCUGUGUUUUGAGAGAUGACUAUGAAGCGGUGGAACUAGAUUGGUCAAAAAGACUCAAGAUUGUCUGGGAUAUAGCACAUGCCUUGUCUUACCUACACCAUGAUUGCGCUCGGCCAAUCAUUCAUCGAGACAUAUCUAGCAACAACAUUUUGCUCGACAACAAAAUGCAGGCUUUCGUAUCAGAUUUCGGCACGGCAAGACUCAUGGAACCUAAUUUCUCAUCUAAUCUCACUGCAAAUAUUGUAGGCACUCAUGGAUAUAUAGCACCAGAGCUCGCUUACACUUUGAUCGUCAAUGAGAAAUGCGACGUAUACAGCUUCGGGGUGGUAGCAAUAGAAACAAUAAUGGGUGAGCAUCCAAGUGAGAUCAUCUUAAUGUUGUCGACGCUCUUCAGAGAAGACAUUAUGCUACAUCAAAUAUUGGACCCGCGCUUGCCAAUCCCAAGAGAGAAUUCUGUUGCAAGAAGUAUCGUUCUAGUAAUAUCUUUGGCACUUGCUUGCUUAAGUAGCGAUCCAAAGUCACGACCCACAAUGAAACAGGUUUCGGAAGUUUUUCUAGCUCCAAAACUAGCGUUGGCCAAGCCCUUCCAUUCAAUUUCACUUGGGCAGCUCCAAGGAAAUAAUCGAGCAGUAUGGGUGGAAGGCGGAUCAACAGAAUAUUCGUCAAGCCUACAAGAAGAGCAAGGACCGUGAAGUACUUGCCCCAAAACAAGCAAAUAAGUUCCACCAAGUGAAGAGUCGGUUGAUAUAUUGGUGCUGUAAAUUGGUGAAUGUGGUUGAGGACUUGAAGUAUGCUGCUUAUGCAAUUUUAAUUAUGCCAAACACUUUUUUAUACUAGCUAGGCUAAAAUCUUCCUAGGUAGCAGUUACUAAGGAGUGAAGCAUUU